AGUCACAGCGAUGUUGCUAUUUUCCCCUGUUUUCCCUCACCCGGAUAGAUUGAUACUGAUCAUGGUUGCGCGCUCCCCGAAGUUCGCUUUUACGGUGGUUACAAAUGUUUUCAUCUGUCGCACCACGUGUUAGACUAAAUUUGUAUGUGUAUGAUUCGGAUGUAAAUAUAGAAGCUUGUAUGUUCUGGAAUUAUAGUACUAAUUUAGUGUCAGAUGAAGUAGGCUGUAGGUAGAUACUUUUUGUGCAAUUUUUAGGUAGCACCUGAAUUCGCUCCAGUAAUUCCCAAGUCGAACAACAAUCACUACGAUGUCAAAUCAGCCGCGGAACGAGGAAGUAGAGGAUGGCUCUGACAGUGACGUGCCACUGCGUGCUCCUUCUACUACAGAGCGGGGGGCGAGACGUGCACCAACCUCUGCAACCACUAGUAGUAGGGCGCCGACGAAUGGCGCCUCUUCUAGCUCUGGUACCUCCUCUCGAGCAGCUGGAGGAGGAACAACAUCUUCUCGCGCUCCAACGACCAGUACCAGAGUAGAAGAAACACGGCAGCAGUUUUUCGAGCGUUUUGGUGUAAACUUACCGCGCAACCAAGACGACGUCCCCGCCUUUGUCGAGGCCAUCCGUGGUGUGGUCGAGUCGCCCUUGGGCACGCCAAUGGGCAGUGCGGCACAACCGAGACGCACGUUGUCGACAGCGUCUAGCAGAUCUGAUGUCCUUGGUUCUUUGCCAAAUGCCGUUUCCACCUCCAGCGGUGUAGCCGACGCAGUUGCUCGUCCUGCAAUCCCAAGAGCUGCCACAACUACUCCCACAACUACUGGUCCGGCUUCACAAGAAGAACCCACGGCUAACCCUCCACCACAACCCGCAUCUGCGGCUCCGCCACCGGCGCCGCCACAAUCCUCAACCUCAUCGACAAACGAACAAUCUCAGCCUACUGGAACAGCGCCGCAAAGGAUACUAGAGACAACAGCAGCAGCCGCUGAUGACGUCCUAGCACUGGUUCCGACAGAACGCGGUGCAGCGAUCGCGGCUGAAAUGGAGAGACAGGAACGGGCUUUGCAAAGAGCCGUGCGCCGGGAGCUAGUUGAAGUGGCGGAUGUACAACUUCUUAGACUUUUAGUACUUAGAAGAAAGCGGAACUGUCAUUUAAGAUUGCUCUUGCCGUGAGUGUGUGUACUUAGAAUCGCAACAUGUUUAAUAUUAGUUUCUUCUUUUUAUAUAAGCCUAUGAAUGUGUAAAAAACUCCUCUUAUAUUUGCACUUGCAGCUUCGCGCAGCCAUGGGUGCGUUGCACAUAGACGAUGAGGCUUUUCUGCAGCAGCAAGUUGAAGCCUUGAGGCAGAUUCAGGCUAACGAAAGCAGUUUGCAAGGCUUCAUCGAAGGCGUGGAGAGCAGUGACGACGACACGCAUCCACAGUCUUCCAUUGCUGGCAUUAUUUCUGGCAUGGACCCAGAGAUAGCAGCUGAUCUAGCUGCUUAUCGGGCAGGUCGUGGGAUUGAGAACUUAGAUGGUUCUACUGGCGGAGAAGAUUCGUCAAGUUCGGUUGCGAUUGCUGCAGCACGUGUGCCUAUCGGGGGUCCGACUCGGCGGCGUGCGUCUUCGACUGCAGGAGGUGGAGAUCAUGAAGGUACAACGGACGAGCCGCCUUCGCCUGACGUGCAGCCAGCUGGAGGAACGCGGCGUCGUAGUCGUUUGCGCCAGAUAGAGGCGCUGACCGGCGCAGUGAUGGGCGCACUGGCGGAAAUGACAGGUGUGCCUUCUUUGGGAGGCGGUGGAGCAGAUGACGAGAGCAGCACUGCGAUGUCGUCAUCGUCCGAUGAUCAUCCGACGACCAGAGGCAGACGCGUGAAUAAUGCGCCAUCGCGCGCAAUGCGAGUUGCGUCGACGUCAGCGCAAGACCCUGGCAGGUCUUCGAGAACGAGGCAUAAUAUAGUGCAUGAAGAACCUCCGGAACCGCAGGCUCCAGGAGGAUCCGCAGGAGCUACCGCUUCGUCGUCUUCAACCUCUACAACUGCACCUGAACCUGGGCAACCAGAUGGCUCGUCAGAUCCUCGUCCCCCCUCCCUCGCAGCAUCACCUCCAAGACAACCAUUGAGCGAACAGGAGCUGUGCAUAGUGUGUCAAGAGAAGCCUAGGAAUGCGAGCUUCAUUCACGGCUCGACCGCUCACAUCGUCUGUUGCUACCAAUGCGCUAUGGAGACGAUGCGACGUGACGGUCGCUGUCCUAUGUGCCGACAGCGGAUUGAUGUUGUUGUAAGGAAUUACACAUAGUUCGUGUGGGAGAGGGAAGGGAAUGAAUGUCGAAUACUGCUAUUAGAGCAGUUUAUAGCGCUGCCAGAUCCGGGAUGGGAUCAAACGGAUGGACUUCCCACCAUUUCAAGUGGGACCGGAAGAAUCAGGGGGGUCCAUCCGAUCCAUCCAAGUCCAUCCUACAUCCUAUAACUUAUCAAUAUUUGGCGUACUAUUCGUUGUACCAAAUGCAAUCUCAUGAAACUGGUCAAUAAAAAUUUGUAUUUUUGAGAGAUUUUGGAGAUGUGGUACGAUGAUGUCAUUUUCGAAGUUAGAACCACAAGAACACGAGCAUCAACAGACGAUUAAGACGCGAAAAAAGGUCUCGCAACACCUGCUAUCAAGCAUGGGUUUGCGUUUACGCAGAAGAUAUGUCAACAUUGUUUGGACCUGCUUUUUUUUGACUUUCCCUCUGUUUGGAGCAAUACGU
Messenger RNA from Amoebophrya sp. A25, 2717 nucleotides. The record is from the annotation of a GenBank genome assembly. Lineage: Eukaryota; Dinophyceae; Syndiniales; Amoebophryaceae.